Messenger RNA from Mytilinidion resinicola, 1804 nucleotides. Its product is annotated as cytochrome P450. Gene Ontology annotation, molecular function: monooxygenase activity; oxidoreductase activity, acting on paired donors, with incorporation or reduction of molecular oxygen; iron ion binding. The transcript has 8 exons. The coding region runs from base 1 to 1593 and encodes 530 amino acids. The record is from RefSeq and is a predicted model, not a curated record. Lineage: Eukaryota; Fungi; Ascomycota; Dothideomycetes; Mytilinidiales; Mytilinidiaceae.
AUGGCUUCCUCAAGCAACAGCCUUUCGCUAGGCCCUCUGAGUCUCCUGGGGGGUGUCGGAGUACUCGCCGUUACUACUGUCGUGUUACUGGGUUCAUUCUAUUUCUUUUUUGGUAACUCGAACGAUAAACCGAUUUCUGGAAUACCCCUCAUCGGUAAGCAAGACGGCGAGAAGGACUACACUGAAGCGAAGAAACGAUGGAUGUCGUCCGCCAAAGAGAUCGUGAACAACGCUGUCCGAACGAGGAAGCACCCCUUCCAGGUGUUCGGGAUGAACGGACCCCUCAUCAUUAUUCCACCUCAUAUGACUUCGGAGGUUCGGACGGACGAGCGCAUGACUUUCAAAAGCUGGCUAAAAAGGGACUUCUUUACAAAUUAUCCUGGAUUUGAAGGUUUCAGGCCGGCUGUCGACAACAAUGUAUUCAUUGACUCCGUGAGAAUGGGCCUGACGCAGUCUCUUGCAACGGUAGUACACGUGCUAGCAGAGGAAGCUGAAAAAUGUUACGAAGAGUCUUUCCCUCCAGCAGACGACUGGACCCCUGUCAAGUUCAAUGCCAUAGCUCUUAGAUUUAUCGCAAGACUGUCCGCACGCACUUUCAUGCCACCAGAGCUUGCUAAGAAUGAAGAUUGGCUACGCAUUUCGGUCGAGUACACCCUGCAUUUCGGCAAAGGAGGAUACGUCAUGAGAGCGAUUCCCCCGAUCCUACGACCGAUUGUCCAUUGGUUCUUGCCACAGACUAAGCAGCUGCGCGAAGAUGUAGAAACUGCUCGUCGCAUUAUAGAGCCCACUAUUCUUGCGCGUAGAAAGGAGCGUGCUGCGGAUAUCAAAGCUGGCCGGAAGCCUAAGAAGUACUCAGAUGCAUUCGCAUGGAUGGAUGCUAUCACCGAGAAGACUGGAGACAUGUGUGAUGCCGUUCAUGGGCAAUUAAACUACUCCCUUGGAGCAGUCCACACUACUUCAAUCACAUUCACGAAUUGCAUGUACAACAUCGUCGGAAGCCCCGGUUCAGUGGAGCUUUUGAGACAGGAACUCAUCGAGGUGCUCGGCUCGGCGAAGUCAUGGGAUAAGACAACUCUCAAUCAACUUAAGAUGAUGGACAGCUAUAUGAAAGAGAGCAACCGCAUGCACCCCGCAUCAUUCAUGACGGUGAAUCGAAUCGCGAAUGAGACCAUCACUCUUUCCGACGGUACCGUGAUACCCAAAGGCUCAGCGUUGACCGUCCCCAACACCCGGCUCUACGACGAAGAAUACUACGAGAACCCGCAAGUAUUCAACGGUCGUCGGUUCUACGACAUGCGGCAACGCGCCGGAGAGGAGAGCAAGCACCAAUUCGUGACUACCGGAGACGAUUAUCUGCCAUUUGGACAUGGAAAGCAUGCGUGCCCUGGACGCUUCUUUGCAUCCAACGAGAUCAAGAUCCUUUUGGCCUACGCGUUGCUGCAAUACGACUUCAAAUUCCCAGAAGACCAGGGCCAACCCCUAAUCAGGGCCCAUGGCCUUGAGAAUGUGACGAAUCCGGAGGCGAUUAUGUUGUACAAGUCGAGAACUCCGGAGGUGUCUCUUGAUCUGGAUCACAUUCACAAGGGCCGAUGAAGCUUCACGGACUUGAAAAGAAUGCCCAAGGAACCAUGAAUCGAGUUGAUGGGGGUGAUUUAUUUGUUGCCUGUCAGUAGGGGAUGCUAUUUAUAGAAAGCUGGCCUCGAAAUUGUUUGAAAUCAAUUAGCUUAGAUACGGUUCACGCUAAAUGUCUUUCGCUUUCGAGUCAGUAGGUGUACCACAACAAAGAAUUCGAUUUGCUACCCAG